AAUUAGAAAACCAAAUAUGCUCUAGGUUAAAAAAUAUUUUCAUAUUCAUUUGUUCCUGGAAAAAAAAAACCUCAACAGCUAUGGAUUCUUUUGAGUAGCCUAUGUUUUGAGGGACGAGGGAUUUUGUUAUAAAUCAAUUUAGGAACAAUUACGCAAAAUGAACUUGUAGAGACUUCGACCACAGACCCCUCCCGCCACCUUGGACUCUAGAAACCCAAAUCGACAUUGGGAGACAUAAAACAUGACUAGACAUCUUUACAUUGUGUGUGUGUGUGUGUGUGUGUGUGUGUGUGUGUGUGUGUGUGUUUAAUGAGACUGUCCAUGAAGUGCGACUCUAGCAUUAAUUAAUUCGAAGAAUAGCUGCCGUGGGAAGCAAAUUGCAAAAGCGAGGAUAAACUCAAUCUGUGCAUGUGUCGGUGAGAGGCCGAAGUAUUUCCUUUAACCUACAGCAGAGGACAGGAACGAGAGUGGCUCGUUUGGGGAAAUCUGAGAGCUUUCUGAACACAAUCUUUCUGGGUAGAGCGAAGGAUUUGGCUUCAUAUCAGGGAGAUAUUUGUAGACAUCCAUCUUAUUUUGUUUGAAACCUCACUAGUUCAAGUUGUUACUGAGUGACAGUUCUGAAGGGAACCCAAUUUGCGGCCGCCCCGCCUCCUUGUUCUAGGGAUAUCCCCGAAAGCAACGAGGAGCCAGUAGAUUUAAACACAAUCUUGCAAGCUAAUGGGGAAAGAGAGGAGAGCUUCCCAAGGAGAAAUGCUAGCUAUUUAUAAGGCGUAGUCCUUGUUUCUUGGGAGAAAUUUAAGAUGAGGGAAGGGAGCAUGAUUAAGGGAGGGAAAGAAUCCAGAUUAGAGCAAUUUAUAGGAAAUUAAGCACUACACUGGGAAGUCAGGGAAUUGAUGUCGCACUUUGAAAUAGAUCAAGAGAUACCCUAAGAGAUCUUUAGUAGGGGGACUUUGGGAGCACAGUAGGACCUUAUUACCAAAUCUUUCCUUCUUUCCAAUGUAGAUGAAGGUAUAGGGGUGCUUUGGGGCCAAGGAGACCAGGGUUUUCCCUUUAGAAAAAAAGAUACAAGCAGAAAAAGAAUCAGACUCCAGGGGCUGCAGCCACUACUUUGGCGUGGUCUGGGCGUGAUCAGCUCUACUGGCAACUCCCCUUCUUCCUAAUCCUUCCCUCCGUCCGUUUCCCAUUGGCUGUAAGUAACACCAAUGAGCAUCUAGGUUGAGGUCCUACCCCAAGGCUGACUCAGAAGCUGCAGCCAAAACUGAGAGUUUUUCAGGUUUUUUUUUUUUUAAUUAUAAUUGUUGCUGUUGUUUUAAAUUUAGCUGUUAGGGUUUGGUUGUUGUUUGGGUUUUUUUUUUACACACCUCCCCUUCUUUUUUUUCUAUACUCUUCCCGAGAGCGCUGUGUGUUUGGGGGUGGAACCCCCCCCCCUCCCACCGCCUCCGCCGCCCCGCACCUCCCUACCUCCCAGCGGCCCCUCACUUCGGCCAGAACCGAGCGCAACAGCGCAGAGCUGUUCUUAAAGUGGGUGGAGAAGCAGUCGGGGGUAAAGAAAGUGACUGACUAGAACUGUAGCCUGGCUCCAGCCUCCGGCUUGCGAAGUUUCUGCGUCUUCACUCUUCAUUCUGGGCUCGGAGCAGAAGCGAAAGCGAUUCGUUCUUUUCUCCUCCUUCUCUGGCCUCCAGUAGACAGCGCCACCACUGCACCCCACCCCUCCCCACCCCACUCCACCCCCGGCUGCCGGCGCUGUAGUGGAGGCAGCGGCCAGCGAGCGAGGAUGUUCGCGGCGGGGCUGGCUCCCUUCUACGCCUCCAACUUCAGCCUCUGGUCGGCGGCUUACUGUUCCCCGGCCGGCGCAGCGGGCUGCUCCUUCCCCCUGGAUCCAGCCGCGGCCAAGAAACCCUCCUUUUGCAUCGCAGACAUCCUGCACGCGGGUGUUGGGGAGCCGGGGGCAGCAGCCGAAAGCCUCUCGGGGGGCUCUUCCACCGCCCUCACGGCUCACUUGGGCGCAGUUCACCCUCACGCCCCAUUCCAAGCUGCCACUGGAUCCCCCUUGCGACCCACUCCAGUGGUGGCGCCCCCCGAAGUUCCAACUGCAUUCCCUCAGAGGCUGUCUCCACUCUCGGCCGCCUAUCACCACCAUCAUCAUCACCAGCAGCCACAGCAGCAGCAGCAGCAGCCACAGCAGCAGCAGCAGCAGCAGCCGCCGCCGCCUCCACCACCACCACAUCGGCCCGGAGCCUUGCAGUCCCAAGCCCCUGGGGCAAGGAUGCUAGGGAACCCUCAUCACCACAGUGGCUCAACUCCAGCCCCCUCCAGCAAGGACCUCAAAUUUGGGAUUGACCGAAUAUUGUCGGCGGAGUUCGAUCCCAAAGUGAAAGAAGGAAACACGUUGAGAGAUCUUACCUCCUUACUAACCACCGGCCGGCAAACUGGGCUUCACCUCCCCGCUUUGCAGCCUUCUGCGGGCCACUUCUUCGCGUCUCUAGAUCCUAUUAACGAGGCCUCUGGUAUCCUGAGUCCCUUAAACUCAAAUCCGAGAAGUUCAGUUCAGCACCAGUUUCAAGACACUUUUCCAGGUCCCUAUGCGGUUCUAACGAAGGACACCAUGCCUCAAACAUACAAGAGGAAGCGUUCUUGGUCUCGUGCGGUUUUUUCCAACUUGCAGAGGAAAGGUUUGGAGAAAAGGUUUGAAAUUCAGAAGUAUGUCACGAAGCCGGAUAGAAAGCAGCUAGCCGCAAUGCUGGGCCUGACAGAUGCUCAAGUUAAAGUGUGGUUCCAGAACAGGAGAAUGAAGUGGCGCCACUCCAAGGAAGCACAAGCCCAGAAGGACAAAGAGAAGGACCCCGCUGAAAAGCUGCCAGGAGGUGCUCCGACUGCCGAAUGUGAGAGAGAGGAAAGGAGCCCCAGCAGGUCGGAAGGGGAGAGCGAGAGCAGCGAUUCGGAGUUCCUGGACAUGGCCCCCAGCGACACGGAAAGGACUGAAGGGACUGAGCAGCUCUUACACCAGACCAGCGUCAUUAAGCCCUCUCCUUCUUCCUCUUCGACUUCCUCGUCCUCCACCAACCCCAACACCACGACCACCACAACCACCACGACCACUACCACGAGCAGCAGCGGCAGCAGUAACAGCAUGAACAGCGUGAACAGCAGCUGCAGCCCAGAGCUGCAAACAUCACUGCCUCUCCACUGCACCGCUAACGAAAGCCUGGAGCCUGCUCCGCUUGGGGGCCUAUAAGCUGGCCUGGUAGCUAGUCGCCUGGCAGAAGGGAGAGGUGCAUGGUUGUGGAGGUUGGAGAAGUUCUUUCUGUGAACCCGCUGGCAUUUGGGCCAAUUUGCUAAUUUAUAUUAUGGACCAGGUAUUACCAAAAGGACCACGGUGGCCCGGGCAAGGGCGGAGCUCCUUUCUGUACAUAUACUCUGCCUCCUUUGUGGGACUCUAUCCCGGGGCUUUCUCCUUAUAUUCAGAGGGAAUCUCAGAUAUUGAUACCCCUGCCUCCACUUUCUCCAACAUGAUCCAACACUUUCCUCGACGCAAACAAGUCUUUAAAAAAAUGGAGGGGGGCGGGGAGCGAGGAGGGAGGCGGGAAGAAACACUGUGAAGUGUUUGACAUAACUGCUCUCCCCUCCACAGCCUCCCCUGUGGUCGCUUUGCUUUCUGUAUUCUGGCCCAGGACUUGCUGCACUGGGAACGACUCAGUCAUGUAAAUAAAAAUGUUUAUUACGGUUUGUAAA
Messenger RNA from Monodelphis domestica (gray short-tailed opossum), 3732 nucleotides. RefSeq names its product H2.0 like homeobox (gene HLX). Lineage: Eukaryota; Metazoa; Chordata; Mammalia; Didelphimorphia; Didelphidae. The record is from RefSeq and is a predicted model, not a curated record. Gene Ontology annotation, biological process: regulation of DNA-templated transcription. Gene Ontology annotation, molecular function: sequence-specific DNA binding; DNA-binding transcription factor activity, RNA polymerase II-specific.